Molecule: messenger RNA, 726 nt
Organism: Macadamia integrifolia
Lineage: Eukaryota; Viridiplantae; Streptophyta; Magnoliopsida; Proteales; Proteaceae
Product: inactive disease susceptibility protein LOV1-like
Exons: 2
Coding region: 73-477 (134 amino acids)
Biological process (GO): protein folding
Molecular function (GO): alpha-tubulin binding
Source: RefSeq, a predicted model, not a curated record
AAGUUGGAAAUAUUUCCCCAAAACAUCACCCAUCUCACCCUGAAAUGCACUUACAUCGCUGUGGAAUACUUGAUGCCGGCACUGCAGAAGCUACAAAAUCUUUGUGUUCUCAAGUUAGGAUUUGGAUCUAUGAUCUGGGAAGAUGAUGGUAGUUUAGAUUUUGAGAGUGAUGUCAAUGGGGGGUUUAGGCAGCUCAAGUUCUUGGAACUCAAGGAUUUGUUUAUGUUAAAGAAGUGGAAAUUGUCUAAAGGUGUGAUACCAAGUCUUCAAAAGCUAGCUGUCUUAAAUUGUUCCAAGCUAGAGGGUCUCCCAAUUGAAGCUCUAGAGGCUAUCUCUACUUUGCAAGAGUUGGUGAUAGAUGAGCAACCCACUGAUGGUGUAUCAGCUGAUGCAAAACUUAUUCAGGAACAUAUCGGAAAGGAUCGGCUUAACUUCGACAAUUCCAUCGUCACUGAAAAAUGGCUGGUCCGACUCUGAGCUGAGUAAUUAUAAUUGGAGGUGACCCAAUGGGUAUCUUUGAGUACUAGUAGUUUCUUUAUCUGCUUCGUCAUUUCCUUAAAAUAAUGUUGUGUUUUAAUUUUCAUGAUGAUGGCAUUGCAAUAAAGUUUGAUUUAGGUGGCUAGGAGAAGAAAAAUACAUAUCCUAAGUUUGGCAAUGUAACUGGUUUGGAUUUUCCAAAACGAUGGUUGUUAUUUCUUUUCAGCUUUUCAUUUGUGUUGUAUGUUA